Penicillium digitatum Pd1 is the source of this 1572-nucleotide messenger RNA. RefSeq lists its product as uncharacterized. Lineage: Eukaryota; Fungi; Ascomycota; Eurotiomycetes; Eurotiales; Aspergillaceae. The record is from RefSeq and is a predicted model, not a curated record.
AUGUCUGAGAACGAACGACGGCUAGUAUCGACACUGGCCAGGCCCAACGCUAUCCCGCCGUUGGGCCCGUCUGACACGGAUGCAUCGGCACCAUCUGCCUCUGGGCAUGGCCCUCAAAUGGCCAAACUUGGAAGGCGACGACGUGCCGCCAAGUCGACUAGCACACCUCCCAAGAACCAGCACUUCUACUUUGUUGAUCAGAACUCGUCAUCCAAAGAAAAGCGUGCGCAUGUUAUGCGCCACCAUGUACAGGAAAAAAGGAAACAGCGCAAAAUUUCGCGGUGGACAUCCCCCACAGAGCAAAUCCCAGGUUAUACCACACAUGUGGUGAAGAAUGAGGCAGGAAUUAUCGAAAAGACACGACUGGAGUCGCCCCCUACAUCUGCGCAAGACUCUCACAACGGAGAAAAUUCGCUAAAAAUCAGAUUCUCCAAUUUGAAAUCACAACCUCAUACAUCCGCGCUACCACACAUUGGCUCGCCAGUCACCAUGCUCGACGCUUCGCGAAGGGAUCCGUUUGCUAGUCUCCCAAUUGAGUACGACAGCCUAGAUAUUGAAUUGGCUGAUUAUUGGAGGAAUAAGUUGACGUACUGGUCCGGACAAAACCUUUACGUUAAAAAUCAGAUUUUCCGCACAGCUAUGGGAAGCCCUCUUUCAUUCAAGGCAGUAGUCCUAUCAUACUGCGCGCGGUGGAAAGCACAACUGUACGGCCUGUCCGACAGCACCGAAAUCCAGCGUCAUGUUGGCCAAGCUGCGAAACUUAUCGAUGACGCCAUGUCAGGCUCGGUGCUGGUUAGAGCGGAUGAUCUUGCCAUGGCCUUGGGUGGAAUGGCCUUGCACGAAGGGCGCUUCGGGAGCAAGCAACUGGCCCACGUGUACGUUGACCGGGCGGUCCAGGUCAUGCGACCGAGAACAGGAACCAACAGGCCCGUGGAAGUAUUCAUCCACUACGUCCGAUACCUUAUGAUGCCAGAAGGCCCCGAGAUCAGUUUGACUGAGCAGCAAUGGCUGCUCACUUUUCUACACGGAGCCGAAGAUCUCAUGCGGCAACACAGCUCCCCCGAAUACCUCCUCCAUGCACCUCACAGACUCAAGGCUUUUGAGAUGGAAUGUCCUUUAUUUUCCCUGCUGUCUAGUGGACCACGGCCCUCCCAGGUGCCGUAUGAGUCACGUAUCUAUGUGGUCCGUGAUGCACAUACUCAAGAGGUCACCCGAACGGCGGCGCUCAUUUAUAUUACGGCUGCACUGUGGGAUUUCCAAGAGUCCCCAAAUAAGACCGAUCGGUUCCUUCACUUUUUAUGUACCGUGGCCACACAGCAUCACCUCGAUCGGGAUCCAGCUUGCGAAACCCUUCUGUGGUUACUGCUGGAGGAAGGACACGACUCCGAUUUACAAGAUCCCGAGCGUGGAUGGUCCACUGGCGAGCUGCUCAAGGCACACAAACGGCUACGGCCGGACCUCCAGUUCCAGUUUAAUGAGAUUCUCAUGAGUUUCUUAACUUUUCAGACACCUCUCCGUGGGGUCACUGCGUUUGAAGAGGAGCUUCGAUAUAGUGCACCCCGUUCUCAAUGA